This is a messenger RNA of Brugia pahangi, 384 nucleotides long. The record is from the annotation of a GenBank genome assembly. NCBI's taxonomy places the organism in Eukaryota, Metazoa, Nematoda, Chromadorea, Rhabditida, Onchocercidae.
AUGCCCACAGAGAAAAGAAUGGAAUAUGAAGCGUUAUAUGAGCAAAAACCAUUUCUUACAAGAACUGAAUUCUAUGAUUUAUGUCAAGAUUGGGCACAAAAACAAGGAGCUACUAUUAAGAAAAAAUAUCGUGAAUAUCGUUUGCAUGAAGAACGAUAUAUCAAGCAACGUGAUCAAGUUCUCAGAGAUCGAUUAGAUCAAGUAAAUGGUAGUAAUGCAGCAAAGAAUUACUUAUAUGAAUUACUUGAUUUGCAAAGUAAUAUGAGUAUAACUUUGAAAGUAUAUGAAACAAGAGAGGAAGAAAUGAGACAUUAUAUUUUAGCUACUGUAUUACAAGAAGCUACUAAAAUAUGGAAUUUAUUGGAUCCUGCACAUAUUGAUUAA